Molecule: messenger RNA, 1971 nt
Organism: Tripterygium wilfordii
Lineage: Eukaryota; Viridiplantae; Streptophyta; Magnoliopsida; Celastrales; Celastraceae
Product: L-type lectin-domain containing receptor kinase IX.1-like
Exons: 1
Coding region: 1-1971 (656 amino acids)
Biological process (GO): protein phosphorylation
Cellular component (GO): plasma membrane
Molecular function (GO): carbohydrate binding; ATP binding; protein tyrosine kinase activity
Source: RefSeq, a predicted model, not a curated record
AUGGAUAAUUCUCUCUUGUCAUGUUUACUUCGCUCCUUCUGCUUCCUCUUCCUUUUCUUUCUUCCAACUGCUAAGUCAAUUUCUUUCCAGAUAAAUCGCUUUGAUCCGAAUGACCUCAGCAUAAUCUAUGAAGGAGAUGCAACGACUUAUGUUGGAGUCAUUGAUUUUACCAGUGAAUUAUACUUUUGCCACAUCGGUAGAGCUACAUAUUCACAAAAAGUGCCUCUUUGGGACCCUGAUACUAGAAAACUUGCUGACUUCAAUACCCAUUUCUCCUUCACUAUUGACAUAGAAGGCCGUGCCUUGCACAAUUAUUCUGCAGGACUUGCUUUCUUCAUCGCUCCUGUGGGAUUCUCAAUCCCACUGAAUUCAGCUGAUGCUUACUUAGGCCUAUAUAGCACCACAACAAGCGGCUCUUCCAAGAAUCAGAUUGUUCAUGUAGAGUUCGACACCUUUUCGAAUCCAGAAUGGGAUCCUCCUUAUGAGCACAUUGGUAUCAACAAGAACUCAAUUGCUUCUGCAGUUACAACUUUUUGGAAUGUUACCCUUCACAGUAAUGAUAAUGCUGAUGUAUGGAUUACAUACAAUGCCACUACUAAGAAUUUCAGUGUGUCGUGGACCUUUCAGGCAACCAAUGAUCCUAAUGAGAAUUCUAGCCUUUCCUACAUCAUCGACCUAAUGGAGGUUUUACCGGAGUGGGUCUCGAUUGGAUUUUCAGCGGCUACAGGUUAUAACAUGGAACGACAUAAUUUGAAUUCAUGGGAGUUCCAUUCAAGUUUGAAUAUCAAGGAGACAAGGGAAAAUCAAGCUAGAACAAGGAGACCAAUAAUACGUCUAGCAGUUUCACUAGUAGGAGCUUUGAUAGCCGGGGUGAUUAUAGCAUCAGCUGUUCUGUGGAAAAGGAAGCAGAAGAGGAUGGAAACAGAAGAGACAACGAUGAACAUGACAUCGUUCAAUGAAGACCUUGAGAGGGAAGCAGGACCAAGAAGGUUCUCAUACAAGGAUCUUGCUUCAGCGACAAAAAACUUCUCAAGUGAAAGAAAAUUGGGCGAGGGAGGAUUUGGUGCAGUCUAUAAAGGAUACUUGAAUGAUCUAAGUAUUCCAGUUGCUGUCAAGAAGAUUUCAAGAGGUUCUAAACAGGGGAAAAGGGAGUAUAUAACUGAAAUAAGGGUCAUUAGCCGGUUAAGGCACCCGAAUCUGGUUCAGCUCAUUGGUUGGUGCCAUGAUAAACACGAAUUCCUUCUUGUUUAUGAGUUCAUGCCAAAUAGAAGCCUUGACUCUCACCUAUUUGGCAAGAAGCCUCCCCUCACUUGGGUUUUGAGGUACAAGAUCGCCCUUGGAAUAGCAUCUGGAUUGCUAUAUCUUCACGAAGAGUGGGAGCAGUGUGUAGUGCAUCGCGAUAUCAGAUCAAGUAACAUAAUGUUGGAUUCUAGUUUCAUUGUCAAGCUUGGUGAUUUCGGCUUGGCUCGACUCAUUGACCAUGAGGUAAGUCUUAUGUCAACUGGGUUAGCAGGAACUUUUGGCUACAUGGCUCCUGAAUAUGUAUGCACUGGUAGGGCUAGCAAAGAAUCAGAUGUGUAUAGCUUUGGAGUGGUGAUCCUGGAAAUUGCCACUGGAAGAAAGGCUACCAAUAUCAUAGAAAAUAACUCAAGAUUUGCUUUGGUAGAGUGGAUUUGGAGUCAUUAUGGUCGUGGAGAUCUUCUUUUGGCUAUUGAUGAGAGACUGCACGGGGGUGGUUUCGACGACAAACAAGUGCAGUACUUGAUGAUUGUUGGACUCUGUUGUGCUCAUCCUAAUCACCGUCUAAGGCCUUCGAUGAGGCAGGCUAUUCAAGUUCUAAACUUUGAGGCUCCACUACCAGAUCUCCCAAUGCAGAUGCCUGCUCUUGCAUAUCAUGCUCAUCCACAAUCAUCUCCAACCAGCACUGAUGGACUUUUGACAUCUUACUCAAGCCUUGAAUACGGUCGCUAA